This is a messenger RNA of Dromaius novaehollandiae (emu), 3862 nucleotides long. RefSeq names its product histone-arginine methyltransferase CARM1-like. The transcript has 13 exons. NCBI's taxonomy places the organism in Eukaryota, Metazoa, Chordata, Aves, Casuariiformes, Dromaiidae. Bases 94 to 1479 code for a protein of 461 amino acids. The record is from RefSeq and is a predicted model, not a curated record. Gene Ontology annotation, molecular function: protein-arginine N-methyltransferase activity. Gene Ontology annotation, biological process: peptidyl-arginine methylation.
CCGCCGCUGGCUGGGGGAGGCGGCAGAGGCAGCAGCGCCGCCGGCCGCCUCAGCGCGGCUCGCUGCCGGCGCGGGGCGGGGGCGGCGGGGAUCAUGGCCGCCGCGGCGCCGCGCACGCAGCCGCCGCUGCGCUACAGCGUGAAGCUGCUGCUGGUCAGCGAGGAGCAGCUCCCGGCGGGGCUGCAGCCGGCCGGCCCGGGGCAGAGAGCGCUGCAGCUGGAGGUGCAGCCGGGCGAGGAGGACGCGGACGUGACGGUGACAGACGCUGAUGGAGUCUGUGUGUUUAAAUGCUUGGUUAACAGAGACACUGAAUACUGUCGUUUAGGAAAAGAGUCUGUGUUAAUUACGCUGGGAUACAACAGUGCCUUGCUCCAAUUCAAGUCACAAGCUGAAUACAGCACAUUUUCAAAUGCAUUGAAGAGAUGCUGUAACCAAAAGAAGGAAGACUCUGUGUUCAGUCAGCGAACAGAUGAAGCAUCUGCAGCUCAGUAUUUUCAGUUUUAUGGCUGUCUAUCUCAACAACAGAAUAUGAUGCAGGAUUUUGUGAGGACGGCCACAUAUCACAGCGCUAUCCUACAGAACCACAUAGAUUUUAAAGACAAGGUGGUCCUAGAUGUUGGCUGCGGAUCAGGAAUCCUUUCAUUUUUUGCAGUGCAGGCGGGAGCUAGAAAAGUCUAUGCAGUUGAAGCCAGUGCAGUGGCAAAAUAUGCAGAGCUGUUGGUGAGAAGAAACAACCUUUCUGACAAGAUCACAGUUCUGUCAGGAAAAAUUGAGGAGAUCUCCCUACCUGAGAGUGUUGAUGUGGUAAUUUCCGAACCGAUGGGUUAUAUGCUGUUCAAUGAAAGGAUGUUGGAAAGUUAUCUCCAUUCCAAAAAGUGGCUGAAAUCAAAUGGAAUGAUGUUUCCAACAUUUAGUGACAUUCAUUUGGCUCCUUUUUCCGAUGAGCAGCUGUACAUGGAACACUACUCCAGAGCCAAUUUUUGGUACCAAGAGUGCUUUUAUGGGGUCAAUCUGUCCAGUCUUCGCAAUGCAGCUGUGGAUGAGUAUUUCAGACAACCUAUUGUGGACACUUUUGACAUGAGAAUUCUGAUGGCUCGGACAGUGAAGUACACCGUUAACUUUACAGAAGCUGCAGAGGAAGAUUUGCACAGAGUGGAAAUCCCUUUUGUUUUCCAAAUGAUGCAGUCUGGACUAAUCCAUGGCCUGGCCUUCUGGUUUGAUGUGGCAUUUGUAGGAUCACUGGUAACUGUUUGGUUGUCAACUGCACCUACAGAACCUCUCACUCACUGGUAUCAAGUACGCUGCCUUCUUCAGACUCCCCUCUUUGCUAAAGAGGGGGAAACUCUCUCAGGGAAAGUCUUGUUUGUUGCCAAUAAGAGACAAAGUUACGAUAUUCAGAUUGUGGCUGUGGUGGACCAGACGGGAUUUAAAUCUGGUAACAUUCUUGAUUUAAAGAAUCCAUUUUUUAGGUAUGCCUAGAAUAUAUUGUAAAACGGCAUCUGAAAAGCAGAAAUGAGAUUCUCACCAAGCUGAAUAACCAAUGAGACUGAAAUCAAUUCAGUUCCUAGUAGGCCUACUGGUCUUUGUGUAAAAUAAAUUCGUAACUGUACAUAUCUGUAAUAAAAGAUUUUAUGCAAGUAGUAUGAUAAGGGGAUACUGUGGUUCCAUCCAUUUUUUUUAAACUGAAAUUUAGCUGGGACUCACAUUUACAGACCUAAAUUGUGACAGACUUUAUUCUAGAAAGCUCAUUUGAUAUGGAUCAAGAAGAAUUUAUUUCUUUUCUUUCUGUUUUACAAUAAACUGACAUUGGUUCAGAUUUGGGGGGAUUUUUUUGAGAUUACUGUUACUAAUAUUCUAGAUUAGCAAACAAAACCUACCUCAUGUUUAUAUGUAUGAUAUUAAAAGAUCUUUGAUCAAUAUGCAUCGUUCAUGCUUUCAACUUUCAGCACAUAUUUCCUGAUAUUUCAGUAUACUUGGUGUGAAUCUUCUAGCUCACCAGGGUAGUAUGUUAAAUAAUUUAAUUUUCUCUCCAUGGACAAAUUAAUUUGGUUCACUUUGAGACAUGAACCUAAAGUCAUCUUGCAUAUACCUUUUAAAUGUUCUAAGAUUGUCCUGUGCAUAUCAAAGUGUAACAGGACACAUUUGUAAAUUACUUACAGCACAGUAUGGAAUAAAAAUGCAAUGACAGGAUAUAAGACUUUUGCUUUUUCUGUAGCUCUGUGAGAACUACUUAUACUCUGAAAUACGUAUUUUUGGUUUGUGUAGCUAGAGAGACGAGACUAUAGCCUCAUAGUGCAUAUUCUAAUGAGGUCUCUCUCCAGACAAUCUUACCCAUAAAGAACAUGAAGUGAUUUCAUAGACUGUGCUUCUAUUUCUCAAAGUGAAACCUUCGAAAGGCUGAAUAAGCUGUAGUCAAAACAAAAAUGUAGAGAUAACUUUAUGAUGAGAAACAUAAUAGCAUUAUACCUCUAGCAAGAUAUAAUCAGGCUUUAGCCUUCCAUGCACUGUUGGAAGGCUGGUUUGAAUGAAAAGGCCAACCAAAACUGACCCUUCCCUCAUGAAGUAGCGUGCAGGAUUUGAUCAAAAGACCUUGUUAGCUCUGGGCCCCUCCUAGGAGCAAUUAAGACACAGCUGUAGUUUCAGACGUUUUCCCUAAGUCCACAGUUAUUUAAAGAUAAUUCAUAAAAUUAUGGAAAGUAGUCCCUAAAGUUGUGAAACCUAUCAAUCUAACAUGAACUUCUUUAUGGCUGAGACCAUGAAACCAUUGAAGUUAGUGUGGCUAUACUCAUCAGAAUAAUGGCCUUGUCCAUCCUAACAGGAUAUUUCCAGUAGCAUUUAACGCAGCAGGUCUGAGACUGCUGGCAUAAAAAUAUAGUUUCUAUGAUAAAAGAAUGUUUUGUUACACAAACUAGCCCAUAUGAAUAGUAUUUAAUGUUGGCUGCUGUCUAGAAAUGACAACAGAAAUUAUUCUAACCUGUGAAAGCAGUGUAAUGACAUUUCUGAGGCAUUGUCUGAUGACUGGAUAUCUCUACUUGUUACAUUUAUAAUGUUUAUUAUAUCUAUACUUGUUACAUGUACAGUUGGAUGGGAGAAAGCCACAAACUUGAGAAUAUACAAAUCCACGAACCAGACAACUGUUAGUCAGUUUUCCACAAUUUGGCAGGUUUUUAUAUGAAAUUUGAACCUAAAUUUAGCUUAUAGAUUUGUAAUGUCUCCUACUGACCUGUAUGUCUCUCUGGAUCUUGGAUUUCAAUGUCAAGCCUCUUCUAAAAUUCAUCAGUAUAUUGAAGUCUUCUAUUUUCUAUAGGCAAAAACCUUAUGUUGUGAAUUUCAUGUAGUUAUCUGAGUUGUUUUGCUCUGCACAGUCUUUUAAAGGAAGAAAGUAACUAAAAGAGGAGGAAAAAAAUAACAGUGGUAGCAGACAAGGAUGUCAAGUUGUGUAUGCUUAUUUAAUUCCACCUUUAUAGAAAAGAUUGCUUCAUUACACACUACCUAGUGUAAAAAAAUUUUCAAAGUGGUUGCCACUUUGAAGUGAUUUGGUUUAUUCUGCACAACUGGUAUUUGUAUUUCUCUCUACUUCAGGAGUUUCCAGAUAUGCUAGAACAGAAGAGAAGACUGACACUGGUUGCUGCACCAUUCAGAGUUAGAAAUGCAGUCCUGUGACUGUCUUCAUUUUCUCAUAAUUUGAAGUUUUCUUCUUUCCUGCUUUGAUGCUUUGGUAAUAUUGAAGUAUUCAGGUGCCUUACUUUUAAGUAGUACAAUGUACUGUUUUAAGCAGAGAGGACUUUUUUGAAGAUAAACAUGAAAAUAUACUUGUAAAGUAUUUUUGAAAAAACAUGACAAAACAUUUCACUGAUAUAAA